AUGCACAGGGUUUUUCUCAGCCUCUCUUUCUCUUUCUCUCUCCUCUCUCAAUGGAAAUCCUGUCCAGGGUUCGUUGUUGAUUUCUUAUGCUAUGGUCAAGUCCUAGUGCGGUUAGAUGAAGGGCAUCGAGAAUUUACGCUGAUUAGAAACAGCGGCCUUGAAUCUGAUAGAGAUCAGUGGUGGGUUUUUGGUUCCGGCCUUGAUUUUGUAGAUUCCGAUGCUUCUGAUUUUGAAACUGUUGAGACCCUUUUCGCUCUUGUGAUUGCCGCCGAUUGCAUUUCAGGACUUUUGUUCCCAAAUCUCUGA
This is a messenger RNA of Microthlaspi erraticum, 306 nucleotides long. NCBI's taxonomy places the organism in Eukaryota, Viridiplantae, Streptophyta, Magnoliopsida, Brassicales, Brassicaceae. The record is from the annotation of a GenBank genome assembly.